ACUCGGUGACUGCAGAACAACCGCUUGCCCUUAAACCUGCAUGAAGAAGAGUUGGCCUAACCUUUCCAACAGAUUAUUAUUUAGGGAUAGGGAUUUCACGGCAUCAUAAUGUCUCUUGCGGCAGAGGCUUUCGUGUCGCAGAUGGCAGCUGCUGAGCCAUGGCCUGAGACUGCAACCUUGUACCAACCACUGAAGGAAGAUCAGAUUCUGCUUUCAGACUGUGCCUCAUCUCUUGCUGUCCAGGCAUACCUCAGGAUGUGCGGUCUUCCUGUUCAGGUGGUUUACAGAGCAAAUGCUGAAUACAUGUCACCUUCUGGAAAGAUUCCCUUCAUCCAUGUAGGGAACCAGGUUGUGUCAGAACUGGGACCGAUAGUGCAAUUCACCAAAGCGAAGGGUCAUUCUCUCAGCGAUGGUCUUGAUGAUGUUCAGCGAGCUGAAAUGAAAGCAUACAUGGAGCUGGUCAACAACAUGCUGCUAACUGCUGAGUUGUACAUUCAGUGGUGUGACGAUGCUACAGCAGCUGAGAUCUCUCGUCCCAGGUACAGCAGUCCGUACUCGUGGCCUCUCUGUAACAUCCUCUCUUAUCAGAAGCAGUGGGAGGUCCGCAGGAAGAUGAAUGCCAUUGGCUGGGGAGGAAAAACCCUGGAGCAGGUUUAUGAAGAUGUGAGUCAGUGCUGCCAGGCUCUCUCCCAGAGGCUGGGGACACAACCAUACUUUUUUAAUAAACUGCCUACAGAGCUGGAUGCAUUAGUGUUCGGUCACCUCUUCACCAUACUAACUACCAGACUCACCAGCUCUGAGCUGGCAGAGAGGAUCAAGAGCUACAGCAACCUGUUGUCCUUCUGCAGGCGCAUCGAACAGACCUACUUCGAAGACAAGAGCUCAUGAAGGACUAAAAAAAAAUGCCUCUCUGUUCCUCUGUGUGUGAUCUUGUUCUGUACAUUCUACCCUUCUCUCUCAUUCCUUCUCUGUAGCUCUGAGAAGCUCAAAUCAGCUAAUACGCCCACACUUGUCUAUUUGUCAGUCCUCAUUCUUGUUUGUGCUUGUAAAUUGUUGCAUGCAGUGAUUGGAGUUAAGUAGGCCCAUUUUUAGGUUUAACAUGUGUCCACUGCACUUAAUCAAAUACGCCAGGGCAGACGCUCAGUACUGUGAAUCCAUCUAAAAGAGUUAGACUAAAUGAUGGAGUUUUACAAAAACACACACAUCACAUGUUAGUAGGUUUAAACUGUUUUUACUGAACUGGCAGCCAUCAAAUGACCAUGCAGCCUUUACCUUUCCAGCAUUACGUGAAUUACAUGAAAUUGUAGCUGACUAGUGAUGCAAAGCUUCAUUGAUGAUCUGAUUUAUAGGCAUUUCAACAGGGUGGAAGGCACUGUCUUGUUAAAUGCUCUUAUUGUUAUGUUGUUUGCAAUCUGUUUUUCAGAAACACUGUUUACUCUGACUUGCAUCAUGGUGCAUUUUGAAAAACCCACAGACUCUCAGAGAGAAUGGGUUUGGAUUUGACCACCGUGUGACAUGACUGCCUUUCAGAAGGCAGGACUUUUUGAGCUGGGUUUGAAGUGAAAUGGCUUGCUUUUGUUUUUUUUUCCUUUCAGGAACUCCACAAAGUUGUAAGAAAUCUGCAGCAGUGUUGGCUAGACUCAUUUCUUAUCUGUACAAAAACCAUAAACUCAUGAACAAAAUGAUACUGAAGAGGAUGUGACUUAACCUUAGUUUUUUCCACCAUUGUUUUCUUUGUGUGAAUUAAAAGUGCCUACAAAAUUAAAGACAU
Cheilinus undulatus (humphead wrasse) is the source of this 1771-nucleotide messenger RNA. RefSeq names its product metaxin 2 (gene mtx2). Gene Ontology annotation, cellular component: SAM complex. Gene Ontology annotation, biological process: mitochondrion organization. Lineage: Eukaryota; Metazoa; Chordata; Actinopteri; Labriformes; Labridae. The coding region runs from base 109 to 888 and encodes 259 amino acids. The record is from RefSeq and is a predicted model, not a curated record. The transcript is spliced from 10 exons.